Messenger RNA from Tetrapisispora phaffii CBS 4417, 1179 nucleotides. It is a transcript of the gene TOH1, whose product is annotated as Toh1p. The coding region runs from base 1 to 1179 and encodes 392 amino acids. The record is from RefSeq and is a predicted model, not a curated record. Gene Ontology annotation, cellular component: fungal-type cell wall. The transcript has a single exon. Lineage: Eukaryota; Fungi; Ascomycota; Saccharomycetes; Saccharomycetales; Saccharomycetaceae.
AUGUCUACGAUUUUGCAAUUAGUGGCCCUUGCGGUCUACUCCAUGGUCGUUUCUGCUUCUGUAGAUAAAGUUUCUUUCACGAAUGUUGGUUUUGGAGGUAGUUUCACCCCAGUUAAGAAAUUAUCAAACAUCGAUAGUGAUAGUUGUACUUGUGAAGUUGAUUCUGCUGAAUACUUCUCAGGUGCUAAUUCUCCAUUAGCCGAUUACUUAUCCGUUCACUUCAGAGGUCCAUUGACUCUAAGUAAGUUUGCUUUCUACUCUUCUAACUCGUUUGUUAUCAACAACAACAGAUCUUCUGAUGACUGGUCCAGAUUGGCUUAUUACGAUUCCGCUGACCAAAUAAGCCAAAACGUUACUUUCUUAACCAAAGCAGGCGAUGAUUCUCCAUGUUUGGGUAAAGCUUUAACAUAUGCUUCUGCCAACGGUACUGGUGCUGCCUCCGAUUCGACUAUUUUGGAAGACAACAAUUACAUUUCUUCUGAUUUGGAAUACGCUAUUUUUUCGAAUAUUUCCUGUCCAAGUUCUGGUACUGGUAAAGGUUGCGGUGUCUACAGAGAUGGUAUCCCAGCUUUCUAUGGUUUCUAUGGUGUUACUAAAAUGUUUUUAUUUGAAUUUGAAUUGCCAACUGAAACUCAAUCUAACAGUACUUCAUUUGAAUACUACGACUUACCAGCCAUCUGGUUAUUAAACGAUCACAUUCCAAGAACUUCUCAAUAUCCAAACAAUGCUAACUGUUCAUGUUGGGCAAGUGGUUGUGGUGAAUAUGAUAUUUUCGAAGCCAUGAAUGGUACCGAACAUAACAAUUUAUAUUCUACUUUCCACACAUAUCAAGGUAUUUCGGAUUUGGGUACUGGUAUCCAAGCUUAUCAAGCCUUUGCUAGAGAUACUUCUAAUGUUAUGAGAGGUGGUGUUAUCUUCGACUCCGAUGGUAACGUUGUUUCUUUCUUAAGUUCUUCCACCACAUUCGAAUCUACUUACAGCGCUAGCGAUGUGAUAGCUUUGGUAAAUGGUAUUAGCACUAAUGAAACUUACUCUUCUCAAUUAGCUUCAAUUUCUGCUGCCUCCACCACUAGUUCAAAAUCUAAAAACGGUGCUGGUUCAUUGUUACCAAAUAACAAUACUUUUAUGUACUAUCUUGCCACUAUUGUGACAACAUUUUUGCAUGUUUUUGUUAUUUAA